ACACCUGAUUCAUUGCAUUUACGACCACCACACCCUUCUUUUUCUUCUCUCUCUCUCUCUCUCUCUCUCUAUCUAUCUCCUCUUUUUUUCCCUAACAAGAUUAGGGUUUUCCUGAUGCUCUCUUUUCUUCUAUUUCUCUGAUGCAUUCACCCUUUGAAAUUCUUUACCCUGCUUGCACCCUCUUCUUGUUCGUGGGUCUUCACUUUUUUGCUCUCAAUCGAGGGUUUUUGGGGUUUCAACGGUGCGGAUUUGUCCUCCCUAGGGUUUUCCAGCAAUACCCAUGUCAAAGAUCUUCGAUUAUUUGGGAGAUGCUACUUUUUGUCCUGGGGGAUCUAUAUACCCGAAUCCAAAGGAAUCAAGUCUCUUUUUGUCCCUUGGUCAUGAUGUGGAUGUCUAUUUUCCUCCUCGCAAGAGGUCUCGCAUUGGCGGCCCUUUUCUAUUCAGGGGAGAAAUCUUUGAGCAGCAGCAGCCAGCCUCUAUUGAAGUCCUACCUGAUGAAUGUCUCUUUGAGGUCUUCAGACGUCUACCUGGAGGAGAAGAUAGAAGCAUAUGUGCUGGUGUUUCCAAGCGCUGGCUUAUGCUUUUAACUAGCAUCCGGAAUGAAGAAAUAUGCGCCAAAAAAGUAACUCAACCGAUUUCCAGUGAACCAGAGGAGCCCCUCCUUUGUAAUAAGAAGGGUGAAGUUGUUGGUUUGAGUGGUGAUGACAAUAAAGAUAAGGAGAGAGAGGGUGAUGGAUAUCUUUCUAGGUGCCUUGAAGGGAAGAAAGCUACAGAUGUCAGACUUGCAUCCAUUGCUGUGGGAACUGGUCACCGCGGCGGAUUAGGAAAGCUCUCUAUCCGAGGAAGCCAUUCUGCUCGUGGUGUCACAACCCUUGGUUUUCGGGCAAUUGGACGUUGCUGUCCUUCAUUAAGGGUACUUUCUCUAUGGGACGUGUCUUCUGUAGGAGACGAAGGCUUAUAUGAGAUUGCUAAUGGAUGUCCGUUAUUGGAAAAACUUGACCUUUCCAAGUGCCCUGCUAUUUCUGACGAUGGUUUAAUAGCCAUUGCGAAGAAAUGUCCCAAUCUGGCGUCGUUGACAAUAGAAUCUUGUUCAAACAUUGGGUAUAAAAGUUUGCAAGCAAUUGGGAGUUUCUGCCAAAACUUGACCUCUGUUUCGAUAAAAAACUGCCCUCUUGUUGGAGAUCAAGGAAUUUCUAGCCUCUUGUCAUCAACCAGCUGUUCGCUGACGAAUUUGAAGCUUCAGGGUUUGAGCAUCAGCGAUGUGUCUCUUGCUGUCAUUGGGCACUAUGGAAAAGAUCUUACCGAGCUAGUACUUAUUGGCCUUGAGAAUGUAAAGGAGAGGGGUUUCUGGGUCAUGGGCAAAGGUCAGGGUUUGCAAAAGUUGAGGUCCUUUACAGUUACUUCUUGCCAAGGAGUUACUGACUUGAGCCUUGAGGCUGUGGGUAAAGGUUGCCCAAAUCUGAAGCACUUGUGCCUUCGCAAAUGUAGCUCGGUUUCGGACAUUGGCUUGGUUUCAUUUUCCAAUUCCGCAAUAUCACUUGAGAGCCUUCAAUUGGAGGAAUGCCAUACAAUUACUGGCUAUGGGCUUUCUCAUGUUAUUUUUAGUAGUGGCAGAAAAUUGAAGGCUCUUUCUCUGGCUAAAUGUUUGGGGUUUAAGGACUUGGUCUUUGGAUUUCCUUCAGUGGUAUGUUGCACUUCUCUUCGGUCCUUAUCCGUCCGUAAUUGCCCUGGAUUUGGCAAUUUUAGCAUGAAUAUGUUGGGUAAAUUGUGCCCCCGUUUACAGCAUUUGGAACUCAAUGGGCUUCAUGGAAUAACAGACGAGGCUCUUCUCCCACUUAUUGAGAACUCUGUGGCCGGUCUUUUGAAGGUUAAUCUUGGCAAUUGUGUGAAUCUAACAGACAAGGUCAUUACCGUACUUGCUAAGCUGCAUGGUGUCACUCUUGAACAACUGAAUCUCGACGGCUGCAAGAAAGUCACUGAUGCCAGCUUAGUAGCGAUUGCAGACAAUUGCUUAUUUUUAAGAGAGCUUGAUGCUUCCAACUGUGAAAUUACCGAUUCAGGCAUUGCAGCUUUGGCUUCUGCACUCCAGCUCAAUUUGCAGAUCCUUUCUCUCUCAGGUUGCUCCUCCAUAUCUGAUAUGAGCUUGGCUUAUCUGAUGGAGUUGGGUCGGACUCUUCUGGGGUUGAACAUACAGCAGUGCAACGCAAUAAGCAGCAGAAUGGUUGACUUUCUUGUGGAGCGCCUAUGGCGGUGUGAUAUCCUUUCCUAAGAAGAAAACAGCAGUGGUACGCAAUAAGCAGCAGAAUGGUUGACUUUUUUCAUGGAGCGCCUAUGGCAGUGUGAUAUCUUUUCCUAAGAAGAAAUUUGAUUUAAAUGCCCCUUCCUCGACAUAUUGGGGAAGUUCCGAUCUAGUUUUACUUCUUCCGUAGCAGGACUUUUAGUUUUGCGGUCCAUAAGUUGUGGUCUUGUUUUAGUCCAGUUACCCAGUUUCUUUUUCAGGUAAUAUGGCCUAUUACUCCUUUUUUGCAGCUUAUCUUACAUUAGGAAGCUGUUGGAAGAAUUUUGGUUCCCUAAACAUGGGUCCCUGCAUUCUUCAUGGUCAUAUUUCCCUGAUUAUUCAGUUCUGGGUUCUGGUUCUAGCAAUGGUUUUCCGUUGUUGUUGGCAAUUAGCCUUUCAGUGCUUAGGCUAAGCUUUUUUAUUGGCUUUCUGUCUUGCAACAUGUUUUUUGAGUCUGUCCGCUUUCAGUUUUUCAGAGUCUUCCAGCGUCGUUGAAACCCUUUGUGCUCUUCGCGUGAUUGGUAGGUCUCUGUUUUCCAUAUAUGAGGGUGGGUUAAGAUUCCUUGUUAAGUCUGUUGGUUUAAGGUUGCUUUUGACAGUUCAAAUUGUUGGCCUCGUGUUCUUGGGCUUUGGCCGUGACAAUCCCUUUCCUUUCGGUAAGGGUUGUUUUUUGUUUUUUCCAAGCCCUAGUUUUUUCAGGCUUCUUCGCCAGUUGAUGAACUGUAUUCUGCAACUGCUUUGUUAUGUACUGGAUUUGAGUUUCAUCUUUGUAAUGGCUUCUGUUUAUGUGAGAAUCUUGAAUAAAAAGCUUGCUAUAUUUCUGUUACAA
Molecule: messenger RNA, 3107 nt
Organism: Rhododendron vialii
Lineage: Eukaryota; Viridiplantae; Streptophyta; Magnoliopsida; Ericales; Ericaceae
Product: EIN3-binding F-box protein 1-like
Exons: 2
Coding region: 281-2269 (662 amino acids)
Biological process (GO): SCF-dependent proteasomal ubiquitin-dependent protein catabolic process
Cellular component (GO): SCF ubiquitin ligase complex
Molecular function (GO): protein binding
Source: RefSeq, a predicted model, not a curated record